This is a messenger RNA of Chelmon rostratus (copperband butterflyfish), 11718 nucleotides long. RefSeq names its product laminin subunit alpha-3-like. Gene Ontology annotation, cellular component: basement membrane. The coding region runs from base 185 to 10417 and encodes 3410 amino acids. Gene Ontology annotation, molecular function: signaling receptor binding. The record is from RefSeq and is a predicted model, not a curated record. Gene Ontology annotation, biological process: regulation of embryonic development; regulation of cell migration; axon guidance. The transcript is spliced from 77 exons. Lineage: Eukaryota; Metazoa; Chordata; Actinopteri; Chaetodontiformes; Chaetodontidae.
GGAAACAUGCGGCGGAGAGAGGAGCAGCUCGUAGCUUUGUCACUGUCAGUCGCGGACGUCUGCUGAAGGAACCCCGAGCGUAACUCGCGCAGCCCAUUAGGCGCGUUUCAUGGAGAUCUAUAGAUGACAAGACCUGCACGCUGCGGGUCGCUCUCUGCAUCUACUGGCAUCUCUGUUGCGGAACAUGGCGAGAGGGAUGAGAGGAGCUCAUCUCCUCGCUGCGUUUUUUACCUUUUCACUUGCAAUUUUCAGGCGCGCAGACGGACAAGGAACUUUUAACGACUUAACGGGUUUCAGUUUGAGCCCUCCGUAUUUCAACCUCGCCGAGGGGUCCAGAAUCUCUGCCACAGCAACCUGCGGUCAGGAUGAGGCUGGGACACCGAGAUAUGAGUUAUACUGUAAGCUUGUCGGAGGACCGACCGGAGUUCUUACUCAGAAUAUACAGGGUCAGUAUUGUGACUACUGCAACUCCAUUGACCCAAACAAAGCCCACCCGGUGACCAACGCCAUCGACGGGACAGAGCGGUGGUGGCAGAGCCCUCCUCUCUCCAGGGGACUGGGCUACAACGAGGUGAAUAUUACCCUGGAUCUUGGGCAGCUCUUCCAUGUGGCGUACGUGCUCAUCAAGUUUGCUAAUUCACCUCGUCCUGACCUCUGGGUGCUGGAGCGCUCCGUAGACAACGGGAGAACUUUCAUCCCCUGGCAGUAUUUUGCACAUUCAAAGCGUGAGUGCCUUGAAAAGUUUGGAAAGCAGCCCAAUGCUCGUAUAUUCAAUGACAACGACCAGCUCUGCACCACAGAAUACUCGCGGAUCGUCCCGUUGGAGAACGGAGAGAUUGUGGUGUCUCUGGUCAAUGGUCGGCCGGGGUCCAAAAACUUCACCUACUCUCCACUGCUGCGAGACUUCACGAAGGCCACCAACAUCCGCCUGCGCUUCCUCCGCACCAGCACCCUGCUGGGCCACCUGAUCUCCAAGGCCCAGAGAGAUCCCACCGUCACACGCAGGUAUUACUAUAGUAUCAAAGACAUCAGCAUCGGUGGACGCUGCGUUUGUCAUGGGCAUGCACAAGUGUGUGGUGGGGGGCGUAACCAGGACAACCCAAACAGACUCCAGUGCGAGUGCCAACACAACACCUGUGGUGAGUCAUGUGACCGCUGCUGCCCGGGCUUUAACCAGAAGCCAUGGCGUGCCGCAACUGUUGACAGCCCCAAUGAGUGUCGACCCUGCCAGUGUUUCUCCCAUGCAUCCGACUGUUAUUACGACCCAGAGGUGGAAAGGAGGGGAGCAAGUUUAGACACCUUCGGCAGGUACGACGGAGGAGGCGUGUGCAUCAACUGCCAGCACAACACUGCUGGAGUGAACUGUGAGCGAUGCCUUGAGGGUUUUUACAGACCUUUCGGAGUACCUCCGGAGUCUCCCACUGGAUGCAUACCCUGCAGGUGUGAUGAAAGGACUACAGCCGGAUGUGAAAUGGGGUCUGGAAGGUGUCUCUGCAAGCCACAAUUUACUGGAGAAAACUGUGAUCGCUGUGCUGACGGAUACUAUUACUACCCUCAGUGCAUUCGGUACCCCGUGUACCAGACGACCACCAGAUCCCCUGCAGGACCUAUUUUGGGGCCCACUGCCUGCCCUCCGGGUUAUUUUGGCUCACCAAGCUGUCAGCAGUGUGUAUGCGACUACAGAGGGACGGCAUACGGGGUGUGUGAUGCUUCAGGACGCUGCCUGUGCCGUCAGGGUGUGGAGGGGGAGCGAUGCGACCGCUGUCGACCAGGAUACCACUCCUUCCCAAACUGCCAGGUGUGUCGCUGUGAUGGUGCUGGUGUGGCUGACAGAGUGUGCAGUCCAAGUGGCCAGUGUGUUUGCUUUCCCAACUAUGGGGGAGAGAAGUGUGACGAAUGUGCACCCGGCAACUAUGGAUACCCAGACUGUGCUGCUUGCCAGUGUUCACAGGAAGGCUCAUAUGGCAACACAUGCAACCCACAGUCGGGUCAGUGCCUGUGUCUCCCAGGGGUGGUGGGCCAGCGGUGUGACCGCUGUGCCUCUGGACUCAGGUUCCCCCAGUGCUCAGCCUCCAUCAGUGCGUGUAACCGAGCAGGAACUGAGGUCGCUGAUCCUCAAACGGGCUCCUGCCGCUGCCUACCAAACGUAGAGGGAACCCUGUGUGACAGGUGUAAACCCCUCUACUGGAAUCUGGCUGCAGACAACCCUCGUGGGUGUAUAGAGUGUCAGUGUGAUGUGAAAGGAACCCUGAGUGGUGUUGGAGAGUGUGAACAGAAAAGUGGACAUUGUCACUGUAAGCCUAAUGCAUGUGGACAUGCAUGCGACACCUGUAAGGAUGGAUACUUCCUGCUGCAGAAAAAGAUGUAUUUUGGCUGUCAAGGUUGUCAGUGUGAUGUAGGUGGCGCCAUUAGCACGACGUGCGAUGUGAUGUCCGGACAGUGUCGGUGUCGGAAGAACGUAGUCGGCCGUAAAUGCACUGAGCCGGCACCAAGCCACUAUUUUCCGACACUCCACCAACUGAAGUUUGAGAUUGAGGAUGGCACCACGCCAAAUGCCAGACCAGUGCGCUUUGGUUAUAACCCCAGAGAGUUCCCAGAUUUCAGCUGGAGAGGUUAUGCCAUAAUGUCUCCUGCACAGAGUGAGGUCAAAGUAACAGUGCAUGUUGACCCAAAAGACGGGAGGCAGCACUUAUUCCGUGUGGUUCUGCGGUUCACUAACCCGAGCAGCACCAGUGUGUCAGGUAGCAUCAAGGCUACCAAUAACAGAGGCACUGAAGGGUCAGACCAGAGCAAGGAAAUAAUAUUCCCUGACAGUCCCUCCCCAUCGUUCCUCACUGUCCCAGGAGACGGCUUCGCUGAGCCCUUUGCAUUGACCCCUGGGAAAUGGAUUAUUCACAUAAAGGCAGAGGGGGUUCUGCUGGACUAUUUAGUGCUGCUGCCCCGGGAUUACUAUGAGGCACCUUUGCUGCAGGAAAAGAUCACCCAGCCCUGCACAUACUUACCCACUGCAAACAGGGACACAAACUGUCUGUUGUAUAAGCAUGUGGCCAUGGAUGGCUUUAGCUCUGCACUGGGCUCACAAGGAAAGCUCUCCAGCCGUAGCGGGCGCAGGAGGAGGCAGGCUCGUGUGCAGCGUCCCACCCCAGAUCACCCUGAGAUGGCCGCUCUCAAUGGCAGACAGUCGCAGCUCCAGCUCAGUCUUCGUGUGCCUCGUCCAGGCCCAUAUGUCCUUGUCCUGGAGUAUGCCAGCGAGGUGGACACUGUCCAGAACGUCAACAUACUCAUCAGUGGCCAGCCAGGUGGCAACAUCCCAGCCAGGGCCAACAUUUACAGUUGUGCCUACAGCUUUUUGUGCCGGAGUGUGACCGUGGACAGUAAUAAUCGUGUGACAGUAUUGCAGCUUUCUCAUAGGACGGACAUCCUUCUGCAAACUUCCACUUCGUCAUUCCUGCUGUAUAAAGUGUAUGCAGUCCCUGCAGAAGAGUUCUCCAUUGAGUAUGUAAAUCCCAAGGUGCUUUGUGUCUCCACUCACGGCCGCUUCACUGAAGACAGUCGGCACUGCGUUCAGAGGCAGUUCGACAAGCCAACCUCAGCCUGGAUCCUGUAUGCCGGCCGAGAUGGACAGCUAUCUUUGGCACCAGCUGUUUCUCCCCAACGAGGAGAGAAUGAGAAUUGGAGAAGGAGACGACAGACCGGGGUGUUCCCUGUCCACGAACCUCAGAGUGAUGGGAUACUGCUUAAAUACCCUCAGACGGAGAUCAGUUUCACGCCCAAGGCACCCCUCUCUGGCAGGUAUGUGGUUGUGGUCCAUUAUCGCCAACCCGAACACACCUCCUUCCCCGUGGAGGUCCGAGUGAACGCAGGGCGUGAGUGGAAGGGUUCAAUAAAUGCAUCCUUCUGCCCAGCAGUUUCAGGCUGCAGGGAGGUUGUGAUCACCGAUGGACGCAUUGCCCUUGACUUUGACCAGAAUUCUUGGCAGCUGCCCACCAUCUCUGUGAUGGUGCCACCUAGGAAGACACUUUUUCUGGAUUACGUCUUGCUGGUUCCAGAUAGCAGUUACACCGCUGAUCUCCUGAAAGAGAAUCCGCUGGAUAAAUCUGCAGAUUUCAUACAGCGAUGUAGAGGAGAAGGUUUCUAUAUUGACCCCAGAACUUCUUCCCAGUUCUGCAGAGACUCUGCCCGCUCUCUUGCAGCAGCCUAUAAUGACGGAGCUCUGCCUUGCAACUGUGAUAAUUCUGGCUCCACAGGAACCACUUGUGAUCCGAAUGGAGGACAGUGUCCCUGCAGGCAGCACAUCAUCGGUCGACAGUGCACAAAGUGUGCGACGGGAUACUACGGCUUCCCCUACUGCAGACCGUGUGAGUGUGGCCGCCGACUGUGUGACGAGGUGACAGGACGCUGUAUCUGCCCCCCUCAGACGGUCAAACCAGCCUGUGAUGUGUGUCAGAGUCAGACUUUCAGCUAUCACCCUUUGCUGGGCUGCGAGGGCUGUGAAUGCUCUCCAAAUGGCAUCAAAGCCAACACAGGGCCUGAGUGUGACCGCGUCACCGGACAGUGCAUUUGCAAGCCUGGGAUUGGAGGCCGGCAGUGCAACCGUUGCGCUGCAGGUUAUUAUCGCUUCCCUGACUGUCUGCCUUGCAACUGUAACCGAAGUGGUGUCACACCUGACGUGUGCCACCCAGACACGGGGAGGUGUCUCUGCAAGAGAAAUGUUGCUGGAGUCAAGUGUGAUACCUGCUGGGAAGGUUCCUUCUUUUUUGACCCCUUCAACCCUCACGGCUGCACCAGCUGCUUCUGCUUCGGAGCGACUGACCGGUGUCAGAGCUCCAGUAAACGCAGGGGGAAGUUUGUUGACAUGCAGGCCUGGCGUUUGGAAAGCCCUGACCGGGAGGCGGUUUCCUCUGUGCUGAACACAGCCAGCAACACAGUGGUGGCAGACAUCCAGGAGCUGCCUCCCACGGUCCAGACUCUACACUGGGUGGCACCAACGUCCUACCUGGGAAACAGGGUCUCAUCUUAUGGUGGUUUCCUCACCUACCAGUCCAAAUCUUUUGGGAUUCCCAGUGAGGGGAUGACUCUCAUGGACAGAAGACCUGAUGUUGUGCUGACUGGCCAGGAUAUGACCCUGAUCCACAUGGCUCCACAAGUCCCACUUCCAGACAGGCUGUAUCAGGGCAGAGUCCAGCUCCUGGAGGGAAACUGGCGCCAUGCUGUCACCAACAAGCCUGUCUCCAGAGAGGAGUUGAUGAUGGUCCUAGCUGGCCUGGUUGGUCUGAGGAUCCGAGGCUUGUACUUUACUCAGAGCCAGCGACUCAGCUUAGGCGAGGUGGGCCUGGAGGGGGCGACUAGCACAGGGACUGGUGGUCCUGGAAACACUGUGGAAGAUUGCUCCUGCCCCCCUCAGUACACCGGAGACUCCUGUGAGAAAUGUUCUCCUGGUUACUACAGAGAUGGCAGUGGGCCUUUCCUGGGCCGCUGUGUGCCCUGUGAGUGCAACGGUCUGGCUGAUGAGUGUGAAGAGAAGACCGGAAGGUGUCUGAACUGUCAGCAGAACACAGCUGGGGACCGAUGUGAACGCUGCAAAGAAGGUUACUAUGGAAGCGCGGCUCAGAGGACAUGCAGAGUUUGCCCGUGCCCGUUCAGCGUGCCCACAAACAGUUUUGCAGUAGGUUGCAGAGAGGUCUUUGGAGACUUCCAGUGUAUAUGCAGAGCGGGCUACACAGGGGACAAGUGUGAGAGCUGUGCUCCUGGUUACUAUGGUGAACCACUGACGCCAGGAGGACGUUGCCAGCCCUGUAAUUGCAAUGGCAAUCGCAACAACUGUGAUCCCAAGACUGGAGUUUGCAAGAACUCACUGGAGCCAGGAGACACGAACACCGAUGAGCAGUGCCAAGAGUGUGACAGUUGUGCCCAGACUUUAAUAAGCGAGCUGGAGAAGCUGGAUGAUGAGCUGGGAAGGAUCAAAUCUCAGAUGGACAACGCCACUGCCAGCACCUCCUCCCAGGAUAGGCUGAAGAAGCUGGAGAAGGCCGUGUCAGACACCAAGAUUCUCGUCAACAAAUUCAGCUCUGCCAUCAACACCCAAAAGUCCAGAGUCAACCAGCUGGAGGAGGACACACUCAAUCUCUCAGAUGACGUCAGCUCCCUCAGAGACAAGGCGGAUAAAAAGGCUGCCGAAGCUGACAAGGCUGUGGCAGAUGUUGGAAAAACCCACAAGAGGGCCAAAGAUCUGGACUCAGAGAUUCGAACCACUCUCAAGAAAAUCCAAGCUCUGCUGGACCAACUGAAGAACGCGAGCACUAGUGAUAGCGUGUUGCCCAGUGAAAACCUGGCUAAAAUGCUGGAGGAUGCUCAGCGCAUGGUGAAGGAGAUGGCGAACAGGAACUUCACCUCUCAGAAGACAGCUGCUGAGAAAGAGAGAGACGAGGCCAAGAAAUUGCUGGACUACAUCAAGGCUAAUGUAAGUAAGCAGUGUGACCAGAACGAGGCUGCAGCAGAGAGGCUUCGGGGCCUUUUGAAGGGGUACGAGGCCAAGCUGAAGGACCUGGACGAGGCUCUGAAGGAGGCGAUGGACUCUGUGAAAAAAGCCAACACCCAGAACGGACUGAAUGCUCAGGCAAUGGGAGAUCUGCAGAAACGCAUCGAAGACUUAAAAAAGGAGCGCAAGAUUGUUGAGGACCAAGUGACCAUGGCAGGAGAUGAGCUAAAGAAAGCAAAGGAUUUGGCCAAAAUGCUAUCCAACAGCAAAGCGGAGUACGAACAGCUGGCAGCACAGCUGGAUGGUGCCAAGACUGACUUGACCAAGAAGGUGAACGAGAUUUCCAAGGCGGCAGCCAAGGAGGGCAUUGUGGAGGCUGCAGAGCAACACGCUAAGAACCUCAGCAAGCUGGCAAAGGAACUUGAGGAUGCUGUGAAGAACGCAAGUGGCCGCUCUGAAGUGCGCAACGCCAGAGACGCUAUUGAUGCCUAUAAGAACAUCACAGAUGCAAUCAAUGCUGCUGAGGCUGCAGCCAAAGAGGCCGAACGUGCAGCAGACAACGCCUUGAACAAUGUAAACAACCAGAAGCUGACAGAGAGAGCAAAAGACCUGAAAAAGACCGGUAAUGAUCUACUGCAGGAUGCAAAGAAGGCAGAUAAAGACCUUAAAGACGCUGCUGCUGACCUUACUAACCUGACGAAGCGUCUGGAGAACGCUGACAAGAAGAAGAAAGAUCUUCAGAAAGACCUGCUUGAUGCACAGAACCAAUUAAAUGGCAUCAAGAGAGAUGACAUCGGUGGUAUGAUCGACGAAGCCAAGAGGAAGGCGGCUGCGGCCAAUGGCACGGCCAAAGACACUAUGGACAAACUGAAUGCCAUCAAAAAGGACAUUGACAAGAUCAGUGUCACUCCUGUGGACUCCAACCUGAGCAAAAUGUUGAAUGAUGUGGACCAGACGGUGAAAAACUUGCUUAAAACCAUCCCAUCUCUGAAUGAUAAGAUCUCAGAGGUGAACAACCUGACCUCGCAGUUCUCCCCCAAAAGCAACAUAACUGAGAACAUCAAGAAGAUCAAAGAGCUCAUUGAACAAGCCCGGGAUGCAGCCAACAGGAUCGUGAUCCCAAUGAAGUUCACAGGCGAUGGCCACGUGGAGCUGCGUCCGCCAAAGAAUCUGGAGGAUCUGAAGGCCUACACAGCCCUGUCCCUGUCGCUGCAGAGACCUGAAGGCAGAGGAGACGGAAGCCGCCGACGCCGACAGGCCAGAGACAACGGAGACAUGUUCGUGUUAUACCUCGGCAACAGAGAUUCCUCUAAGAACUACAUAGGUAUGGUCCUGAGGAACAACGUGCUGUACGGUGUGUACAAGCUCAACGGAGUCGAGUACGAGAUGAAAACGGGUUUCAUCACCAAGUCUGUGUCUGAGCCGGCCAAGUUCGAUAGAGUGGACCUACGCAGAAUUUAUCAAGAUGCAGAGCUGGUCCUCACCAAAGAUAUCACCUCAAACACACCUGGUGCCCCAAUUACGAGCAGUAAUAAAGGAGAGGAGAGCAAGAACCUGCUGGAUCUCACUCCCAGUGACAUUGUUUUCUAUGUUGGAGGCUACCCCGCCACCUUCACUCCGCCAGCUUCUCUCAAGUACCCCAUGUACAAGGGCUGCAUUGAGUUCUCCUCUUUUAACGACAAAGUCGUCAGUCUCUAUAACUUCCAAAAGGUAGAGAAGGUCAAUACGGAGACUCCAUGCAAGAGAUAUGUACCUCCAAUGGAUUCUGACUACUAUGAAGGCACUGGAUAUGGCAAAGUGGUUAUGGGUAAAAACUAUAAUGUCCUCGUCGUCGGCAUGACCAUCUAUACUCGCUCAGAAAACGGUCUGCUCUUCUUCAUAGGAAUUGAGGACAAUUACUUCACCGUGACGAUAGAGAAGGGCACCAUUUUCCUACGCGGUAAUUUGCUCAAAGCACCAGUCAAACAUGACAAGAAAUUAUUCCCGAUGCAGGACUGGGCAGACAUCCUCAUCAUUAGUUCAGCCCAGGGAAAACUCACUGUCCGGGUGAGCAACAUCGAUGUGGUCACAGCCCAAGCCGACUACAAAAACAACAAAUUUCUAGAAUACUAUGUUGGUGGUGCCCCACAAGAAUUGAGGGAGAAGUAUAGCAUCACCAUGCAGCCAUUCAAAGGAUGCUUGAAGAAUCUGAAGCUGAAUCAAAACUUUAGACCUCUUGCUGAGCAUGUGGGCAUCAGCAAAGGUUGCCCCAAGGAUUCCCUGGCUACUCGUAAAGCAGAGCUCAACUUGGGAGGCUCCCUGUCAGCUGACCUCAAGGGCUUUAGUCUGGCUAAUAACGUUACUGUUUCCCUCGGAUUCAAGAGCACAGAGAAUCAGGGUCUCAUUCUGCAGGACAAACACCUGGCUAAUGGGAUGAAUCUCGUGUUGGAAAAUGGCUAUGUCAUUCUCAACUUCGACAACAAGAUCUGGAAAUCAAACAAACAAUAUCACGAUAACAAGUGGCAUUAUUUGACUGUAACCAGAAGAAGUGGAAGGAUUGAGCUGGUUAUUGAUGAUGAAGACAAGGGUCAGGAGCAGAGUGGCAGCACUUCCAUAUCUGACACAGGUGGCGUCUUGUUCCUGGGUAAAGAGAAGUUCAAAGGCUGCAUUUCCAACCUCUACACAAGACGGCCAGACAACCUGUACAAAGCUGAGGACUUCAGCACCUUCCAGACAUCUGGAGACGUCUUGCUGGAUGUGUGUACUGCUGACAGUCCCGCUCAACUGAUGCUGGACCGCAUCUCUAACAAGGAUGGUGUGAGGCAGGUGAUUAAUGAGAGUCUAUCAGCGUGUGCACUACCAGCCCUGGUUCAACAUGCUUACCGUAUGGGCCCUGUUAGCAGCCUGAGCUACAGCCUUCCACUACAGGUCCUGCAGCCCAGGCCCCACUUCUCUCUGGAUAUCAGGACCCGAGCUCCCGAGGGCCUGCUGUUCUUUGCUGCUACCAGAGGAGGGCGCACUCAUCUCGCUUUAUACAUAUCCAAAGGCAGGAUCAGACUGUCUGUGGGCAGAGAGAAGGAGAUACUCAACCGGGAGAAGUACAAUGAUGGAAAGUGGCACUCGGUCAUAUUCAGUUUGGAGAAAAAGAAGUUUCGAUUGGUUGUGGAUGGGAUCAGAGCCCAGGAUGGUCAGCUGACAAAUGCUGAACUGAUGUCCAUGCAGUACUUUGUGUCACCUGUGUACCUGGGCAGUGCUCCUGUGUCCCUUCACAAGGAGUUGAAGUUGAAGGCCCUUCCAAAGCAAAGUGUGACCGGCUGUAUCCGCAAUUUUAAAAUGAACGGAGCACCGAUGUUAAAUCCAACCACAAACCAUGGUGCUGGCCCCUGCUUCGAGGGACAGACACAGAGAGGGGCUUAUUUCUCAGGGGAUGGGGCACAUGUCAUCAUCAAUGACUCCUUUGUUGUUGGCCCCAGCUUUGAGCUGCUGUUUAAUAUUCGUCCACGGAGUCCAACUGGGCUCCUGCUACACGUCGGUAAUUCCAGCGGUGCCCAGCAUGGACCUGGGAUUGGCCACUAUCUCACCGUCUACAUGCUCAGAGGAGAGGUUGUGGUACAAGUGAACAACGGACAAGGGGACUUCAUGGUGUCGGUGGAGCCAAAAGCUUCUUUAUGUGAUGGAAUGUUUCAUAAAAUUUCAGUAAUCAAGAGGAAAAAUGUUGUGCAACUGCAUGUGGACACAAUAGACAAAUACAAGAUUGGACCGCCAACAUCCACUAUAACUUUGACCAAAGACUCCUUGUAUGUGGGUGGCAUUCCUGCGAUGUCACUGCCACAGAUGCUCCCUGUCACAUCGUCCUUCGUCGGAUGCAUCCAGGACAUGAGGAUCAACAGCGACUCGGUCUCUUUCGACAGGUUGCCCGGCGUGUUCGGCCCGGUCAACCUCAAAGAGUGUCCAGGCUGAACGAGCGCAUCUUACUGCAUCAUCAUGUAACAAUCCUUGGGACCAUGUCCACCGCCAACCAUGUGCAAUCUGUUACCAAGACAGAGAAUGUGUGUAAGACUGUGUAUACUAUGAGGUGUGUGUUUCAGUGUGAGUGUGUGUGUGUGUGUGUGUACGUGUGAGUCUGUGUGUGAAAUAGAGGUAUGAGCAGCAUCUUACAGGUUCAUAAUAUUUGCUGCUCGGUUCUACAUUUCUGUAUUUAUUUUGUGAUAAAAUCAUGUUUCACGGCACCAGUUCACAAAUGUAUAUUCUAACAGAUGUUUUACACUCGGAUGCAUUGGUCCAUGCAUUUUCUGUCAACAUUCAAAUGCUGCUGAAUAUGCUUGUGAUUGGUCAGGGCUGCAGUAUGAGCAACCCAGCACUUUAAGAAAACAAAUGGCGCCUUUUGUGAUGGUGCUUUAAUGGAGAUCAACAUUAUUAGUUGAUUUUGUUGUUUGUUUGUUUGUUGGACUCAAAAGCUUAUACUAGAAUAAUUACGUUUACACCCACGGUGCUCAGUUCAGUGACAUUUCAGGGGUCUCCUGGCUAUUUGAUAUUCAUAUCCACAUAACAGCAUGUAGGAUACUGGAUUUUAACUGGUUUAAUAGAGAUGGAGUCUUCACACAUGCAAUGAAAUCACAUGGUUUUUCUCAUUUUGUAUUACUGUUCUGAAUCCAUUUUCCAUGUUGCAUUCCUUUUUCAUGCAUGAAGACGUUCUGUGUGGCUGUAACACCAGUUACACCAGAAAACAGCAUGCACUGAAUUUUGUGGAGCAUUGUCUAGGAGCUGAAAAACAAGUAUAGAUUCCAUUAGCAUAAGACUCACAAGUCUGGUCAGUCAUGUUUGGGACCAUUUAGCCCACGUUACUAUAAAGUUGAAAAUAACAUGAUAAAAAUAGAAAAUGUAUUUGAUGUAUUUAAAUAUCCCAGCAAGUGUUUACUUACAUGCUUUGUACAUUUGUAGAAACAUACACGUGAUAUGAGCAAAAAUAUGCAUGAUGAUUGGAAAUAUUUUACAUGCAUUCCUGUCUUGUGACCACUGAUUUGUAAACCAUUUUGUAAUCGUUUCAAUCAAUGUUCUUUAUAAAUACUUCUCAGUGCCAUAAGUAGGUCUUGUGAUCAUGGUGACAACUCACAUAUUAUAUGUAUCAAGACAUGCAUUUCGGGAUAAUCUGGGAUUAAUUGUUGAAUUAUGCUCAGCAAAAUGUGUAUACUUUUUAUUGAUAUCAUUCUUCCCACAUUUUGGGAGUGAUUCAGUUUGAACUAGAAUAAAUUGAGAUGAAA